Haplochromis burtoni (Burton's mouthbrooder) is the source of this 1747-nucleotide messenger RNA. RefSeq lists its product as uncharacterized. The coding region runs from base 638 to 1315 and encodes 225 amino acids. The record is from RefSeq and is a predicted model, not a curated record. NCBI's taxonomy places the organism in Eukaryota, Metazoa, Chordata, Actinopteri, Cichliformes, Cichlidae. The transcript is spliced from 3 exons.
GUGUGUGUGUGUGUGUGUGACAGUAUCACAGCACUAACACGUCUUUCUCUUCUCACUCGACUUCUCUGCAGCUUUAACCUCAUUUGAAGGAUUCCAGCAGCAGGUUUGGAUGUGUCAGAGUUUCCAGACGGCCUUUAAACGCAUCAUGAUGUAAGCGGCUGCACUGACGGGGAAUAUAACACCUGAGCAGGUGUGCUGCUGCUGCUGCUGCCAACAGGAUGUCCUGCUGCUCCCAGCGAGGAGCUGCUGGACGAUAAAACUCAAAGUCAUGACAGCAGCAGCUGGUUUAUUCUCCAUUACUCAUUUAUAUUAAUUUAUAACAGGGACCCUGAACACAUCACACAUCUAUUCAUUCCCACUAUGAUUCAUAACAGCUUCAUUUACACUGAAUGACACCAUAUGACAGCUUUAUCUAUCAGAUUAUACAGAGAAUGAUUUCUAUUCAGGUUUCUAUUAUUAAAUCUAAUCUGAUAAUCAGGUCAGAUUCUGCUUUUCACAUCAAGAGACUUUUAUCAGGUCAAAUGUAAAUAAAAGAAGUGAGGAGGUUUCAGGUUUCAGGCUGGGUGUGCCUGGGUCAAAGGUCACUGUGUGUCCUCUCCUGCUGCAGGGAUCAGGAAGAAGGAAGAGGAGGAGGAAGAUGGACGUGUCUGUGCUCAGAGAAGAGUAUCUGAGCUCCAGAGAGAGGAGGAGGAGGCACACUCAGGUGCUGCUGUUCAGGACAGUCUCGGAGGAGCUGUCCGAGGCAGUCGCCAUCGUCCCCGCCCCUCAGGGUCUGACGUUACCAUGGCCACCACCCGUGAUCUUUGACCCCGACCCCUGGCACGUCCACCUGGACCUGCACCGGCGCUCCUGCCCAGAGACAUCCAGCAGACGCUCCGGCUCGUCCUCCUCGGAGGUCGGCGGCUCGCAGCACGAGUCCAGAUACAGGAGACUCUCGGCUCCUCCGAGCAGCUCCUCAGAAACGCCUCCAUGCUGCUCCUUAAGCGCCACACGAGAAGAGGAAGAUCCAGACCCUCCAUCCUUCAGGGGCUCCAGGGGGGACCUGGCGUUUCCGGACUACUCUCUGGGCUUGACGGAAAGCUCCACCCCUAUCACCACCAGCCUGCAACAGGACCAGCAGGAGAACCGGUCUACACAGAAGGAGACCAGUAACAGCGUCCCAGAGGGGAGGAGCUCCAGGACGCUCAGGUUUACCAGGCAGCAGAGCGUGGGGGGGGCAUCCUCACACUCCCAGGUCUACUACCCGUUCCCCAGCAGGAAGACGCCGAGGAUCUCUGAGGCCGCCAAGAGGCUGGGGAUGUACUCGAGCUUCUGAGGAGGACCGGAUUCAGCAGCAGGUCGUACACGUGGAGCCUCAAAGGGAUCAAUACGCGAUCGAUCGAUACCUGAACCGAUUAAUACAUGAACUGAGUUUUUCUGAGUUUUUAAGGAGCAAAAGUUUGAUGGUCCAUCCUUCCCUGAGCUUCACAGAGGAGCUCUCAUCAUCAUCAUCAUCAUCACCUGUGACGUCUCGCUGGUUAUAAAGAGUUCAUGUUAGCGGCUCGGUCGUACAUGAAGGUUCAACAGCAUCAUUUGAAUCUGUCAGCAGACCUUCAGCUCUGUUAUUAUUCUGCAUCAAAACGUGUUUCUGGAUGAACGAAUCUUAUGGAAAUGUAGGAAAAUAAAAACGUCUCAACAUGAAAACUGAGAAAAUUACAAUAAACGCUUAAAAAUAGAUCUUUGAUUUUUUCUUAAUUUCACUUUUCGC